AUGGUGCAGUUGACACGGAUCUACACGCGCGGCGGCGACAAGGGCAAGACGUCGCUCAGCAACGGCAAGCGGGUCCCGAAGCACGAUCCGCGUGUUGCUGCCUACGGGACGGUCGACGAGGCCAACGCCACCCUCGGUUUGGCCCGGUUGCACUGCGGGCCGGAGGCCGAUGCGAUGCUCGCGCGGAUCCAGAACGACCUUUUCGACCUCGGUGCCGACUUGGCGACCCCUGACGACCCAGAUUUGGAGUAUGAGCCGCUUCGCAUUGUCGAGGCCCAGGUCACUUGGCUCGAACAGCAGAUCGACCGUUUGAAUGCCGAUCUGGAGCCGUUGAACUCCUUCAUUCUGCCCGGCGGCUCGCCGGCUGCGGCCUACCUUCAUCUCGCGCGCACGGUCACCCGCCGGGCCGAGCGCGAUGCCACGGCCUUGGCCGAACUGGAGACGGUGGGUGCCCAGCCGGUACGCUACCUAAACCGGUUGAGCGAUCUUCUGUUCGUGAUGGCCCGCCACGAGAAUGAUCAGGGCCGCAUGGACGUGCUCUGGGUGCCCGGUGCCAACCGCUGA
Symbiodinium necroappetens is the source of this 564-nucleotide messenger RNA. The record is from the annotation of a GenBank genome assembly. Lineage: Eukaryota; Dinophyceae; Suessiales; Symbiodiniaceae.